UGCAGCCAACAGUGGUUCGGUCCUUUCUACUGCUUUAAAGAAAGAAAAAGAAAUCCAAACGGAGGUUUUAACACCUCUUCAGGACAUAAAAAAAGAAAAGAAAAAGAGUCGUAUAUGGGUUUUAUUGUGUGUGUGUUUUUUUAAUGAAUAGGAGGGUACUUUAAAUCAGCGCGCACCAGGCGACAUGUCUGGAUGUUGUGACAAGCUACAGACAAAAUGAUUAGAGGACUGUGUUUGCAAUCUCUGCGAGGUUUCUCGUCACUGAAAGGCUUUUUUCCUCCUCCUGUCAGUCUCUACAACCUUCAAAAUCGUCUGCUCUUGAAAGGAAGUUAAAGAAAAAAAACAACAAAACAAAAAGAGAAAAGUGACAGCGUCGCAUUUGCACCUUUUUCAUUUCUGGCUAGAUUCUAAAAUAAGUUGUUCGACUUUUUUUCUGGUUACGUGCGUUUGUGGAAAAGGACAUAUUCCUAUUGGAUGUUACUUUCAAAAACUAAAAAGGCAAGCAAGGCAAGUGCUUCCCCCCCUCCAUCCGGUCAAAUAGCCUUCUUCCAGCACUCACUGGUUUUCCAUGUAGGCUAAUGCUCUUUUCCCAGAGGCGAAGGGAGUCCCACAACCACUAAUGCAGUCAGCUUUUUGAUGCGCCAGAAUACACUCAUCCUCUCUUACAACGACGAUUCUUUACUCCAUUCAAGUUGCUCUUUUCAGUUUUGCCGUCGAGACUACGAAGUGACAUCUUCCUCCCCAUUUUCGACAACUGUUAAAGACUGGUAGGUGAUAAUGGCAAUGCAGCCAUGAAAAAUGCUCAUUCGGAUCGCUGUGAGAUGAAGUUGGAGGUCCUGCGUCAAAAUAACAGGGGGCUCAGCUCGGGCAACUUUUGACACGGACCCAUCGCUUUUUUCUUUCUUUCUUUCUUUUUUGAGACUUGUGGUUGAAAGAGGUGUGUAGCCUGCUUGGAGCUGUUCAUGACGGAAACGAUGGCGCUGAGUCUAAACUGCAGGACUAAUCCCAAAGAGCAGGCAUCAGUUCAGAACAGUUUCCCAGAUGUUGUUGAAUUAAACGUCGGGGGACAGGUUUAUUACACGCGUCACUCAACUUUGGUAAGCACCCCGAAUUCGCUGCUCGGUAAGCUAUUUUCUUCUAAAAAAGACGCAUCUAACGACUUAGCAAGAGACCCCAAGGGUCGAUAUUUCAUUGACAGAGAUGGCUUUUUAUUCCGGUACGUGUUGGACUACCUCCGGGAUAAGCAAGUUGUCCUCCCGGACCACUUCCCGGAAAAAGGGAGGCUCAGAAAAGAGGCUGAAUACUUCCAGCUGCCCGACCUGGUGAAGCUGCUGACCCCUGAGGAUAUCAAGCAAAGCCCGGACGACUACUUCCACAGCGACUAUGAAGAUGGGUCCCAGGGUAGCGACCACCGGCAGUGCCCGCCACCCUCUCUCGUUCCCGCGGACAGAAAGAGCGGGUUCAUCACUGUGGGGUAUCGAGGGUCGUGCACCAUGGGCCGUGAGAGUCAGAGUGACGCCAAGUUCAGGAGGGUACCUCGGAUACUAAUAUGCGGCAGGGUAGCCCUUGCCAAAGAAGUGUUUGGGGAGACGCUGAACGAGAGCAGGGACCCGGACAGGACCCCGGAUCGGUACACCUCCCGGUUUUACCUCAAGUUCAAGCACCUGGAGAGAGCUUUUGACAUGCUGUCGGAGUGUGGUUUCCAAAUGGUGGCCUGCAACUCGUCAGUCACAGCUUCGUUCGUCAACCAGCACACAGAGGACAAGAUCUGGUCCAGCUACACAGAAUACGUUUUCUACCGUGGUCCAUCACGUUGGUCGUCCCCUCCAUGUGACUGCUGCUGCAAGAACCACAAAGGUGACGGCGAGGGUGAGAGCGGCACCUCCUUUAAUGAGCUCUCCACCUCUAGCUCUGAGAGCCAGUCAGAGGCCAGCUCUCCCCAGGGAACAGUCAUCUGUGGCCCAGUAAGUCGCCAGUCGCAUCCCCGUGCCAAUGUCCAAACCCUGGACAGGCCGCUGAAAAAGGGCCCUGUCACCAUGGUCCAGCAGUCUGAACAACGACGCAAGAGUGACUUGCUGCGCACUCUUACAGCCAGCUCCCGUGAUACCAGCAGCUGCAAGAAAAGGCCCACAAAAGAGAAGCUCACAGUUGAGGAGGAGUUGGAAAAGUGCAUUCAAGACUUCCGCAAGAUUAAGAUCCCAGAGAGGUUCCCUGAGAGGAAGUACAUGUGGCAGGCUGACCUGCUGAGAAAAUAUCGUCUCUGAGGCAGGAAACACAGCUGAAGGAGCAAACACAUGAGGCCAAGAAUCAGUUCAAGCGUUUUUUGAUCAUAAAUUUUGCAACAAAGGGGAGAGAACACUAAACUUAUUUAAAUCAAGUUUCUGAAAGAAACCUUACUUUUAUGCCAGUGCGCUGAGAGUCUAAACAGAAGCUAGAAGGAAUGAUAAAGAAAAAAGAGACUGUUCUAUUAUUGACGUAUGUAUGGUAGUAGGCUUUGUAUGUGUGUUCAUGUAGAUUAGGCCUACUGUAUGUACUGUAGGUGUGCUGUAACUUACUGAAUGCCUUCAGAACUUUGAAUAAUUUAUCCCAGAGGACCAAUACAAGUGGAUAAAGACAAUGUCCAUGAAAUGAUCAACCACCAGAAGGCUUGCUGAUGGCUACACUUGGGGCUAUUGAUGGCUGCUGGACUGCACAUGCUGUAAUCGGUCAUCAUUCACUGAAAAACCAUCGCAAGAGCCACGGUUUUAGUCAAAGCAGAUAAGCACUGGUCUAGUAUGUGAUUGUAUGUGUUUAUGUCUGUGAAGGUUCUCAGUCAUCCAGGUCAUGGUAAUCUAAGGAGGUUGAAAGAAAAGCGAGAAGUGUCAAACUGAAGAAGCUUCUUGGAUGAGAGGUCAAAGGUUUUCUUUCCAAGCUCCUUAGAUGUGUGUGUUUAUGUGAGUGUGCGUGUUUUGUGUCUGUUUGCACCCGGGUGGCCUAGAGGUCACACAUAAGUCCACAUUGGGACCCAAAAACACUUCAUACUGUUCAAACAGUGCUCUCACUAUAAAUGCACGCAAAAAUGUCUCAUGACAGGAUGGCAUGAAAAGCUGGGUUAAUUACUUUUAAACAACUUCUGGAGACUUCUGAGCUGGUGUAAGCACAGUUUUAUCAGCAAGUAACUUUUGCAUAGAUCUUCACAAUGUUGGUUAGAUGUAGAGCAAUACCCACAUUACUGUGUGAAGGGGAAGCAGAAGAGUGAAGGUACCAGAGAUUCUGUGAAGUUCAAUAAAAAUAUAGCACACACAUACACAUUUUCCCCAUGUACUGAAAAUCAUAUUCACUGCAGCAUAAUUACAUUCCAAAAUGAACAAAGCAGUCAAACUUUUAUUCACAUACUGACACACAGAGCAAUCAAGCACAGUGUCAUUUAAACUACGCUUAAUAUGGCACAAUAAAUAUGGAAAGGAUAAAAGGGGACUGCUGUAUUUGCUUACCCAGUGAACACAGACAGAUGCCUUCUAUACUGACUGUUGACAAGCUAAUCAAUAGUUAUUGAUGAUAGAGUCUGUUGAUAGAGCUGAUAGAUGUAACUCUUGUUUACAAUUACUAAUGAAGCUCUUGGGUUACUGACAAAGACAAGCUGCUCUUCUAUUCAGUCAAAAUUAGUCAUUAUUCAUGUAUUCAUUUACCUACUACUUGGCUCUGUCAGGGUCUGCGGGAUCUAUUGCAGUGUAGACAGUCAACUGCUAUAUUAAAGCAACACAAUUUAAAAGCAUGAGUUAAUAUCCCCUGGAAGAUGAUUGUUAUUCCUUCAAAGUCCUUGCUGAAUAAAAAGUUACUGCCAAUGGCAAAAGCACAGAAACGUUCACUGAUCGUGCAAUUAUAAGGCAUUUGUCUUUAGAUUUCAUAUUGUUAUUGGUCACUUAAAGCUGCCGUUUACUUUUUCAUUGCCAGGUUAGUUCAUUAUUAUUACAAUACUAACUGCAAAUGUAAAAGAAGAGUUGAUAACUAUAUAUAUCACUGUUUUUGUAGAUAUGUAUUAAAAGUGGUGGGAUAGGGAUUCACAUCGAUGAGAAGGCUUCUGAUUAUGAGACAGAAUUAUUCCAUUUUUGUCAUGAAGGUAUUUUCCUUCAUGAGGAAGUAGCUGAUAAAUUGGUACAUGUGUUGGUCAAGGCAUUCAAUAAAAUCUCAGUUUUUCUGAAUAGUUGGGUAGCUGUGAUAAAAGAUGUUAGCAUUAGGAAGCUAUACAUCUAAAUGAGUUUCUUUAUAUUGUUGAAAUUUCAGAUUGACCUUUUGAUUAAAAAAAAAUAUAUAUAUAUAUAUAUAUAUAUAUAUAUAUAUAUAUAUAUAUAUUAAAACAGAGGUGAAAAUGAAAAUAAUUAUAUUACACAAACUUGGCUGGACUUGUAUUUAUCAUUGAGGGUUAUAAAAGUGCAGAGGAGUGCGAUCUAUAAACAAUCACAGCUUUUUGCAAAGCAAGAAAAAAAAAGCACACACAACUAAGAGUAAAAUAUGCAUAAUGUAUACUUGUCAAAGAUCAGUUCAUUUAAAACAAUCCCUGAUAUGUUAAAAAGAAGGAUGAUUUAAAAUGUUUUAUUACACUUAUUUUUCUAUCAAAUGCCCUUUAAUUUAAUACACCGUCGAGCACUUAUUCUGCCCAUAUAAUGUAUUUCCUGUGAGAGAAGUUAAGUGGCAGUAAGAGUGCCAGGGAUAGUCAUAACCAUAUGUCUGCUAAAGCUCAUUAUAGUAUAGAGUAAGUGGUUGCAAUAGGUGCUAGAUAUAAACUAAUCAUUCUCCUCAUGUCAAUACAAGUAAUAUAAUUUAUUUUUCUACAUUACUGGAAUAUUACAUUUUCAUUUUGAAGUCAUUGAUCUUUUUCGUUGAAGUUGAAAUAUGUUAAUCCAGGCUACAUAUCAUAUGUAAAUAAACACCAUAAAUCAUACCUAACCAGAAAAAUGUAUUAUGCUCUCUGUAUAUAACAUGCAAAUCCAUGAGGCAUUGCUGCUACUCUGUUCUUAAUGUGCAGUAGACUGACAAUAAUGUAAUACAGCCAUUAUUGUUUUUAUUGUUUUGUCAUUUAGCGUUGGGCUAUCAGGGAUUAGGGAAAUAUAAGAUAUAUCUAUAACAGAUCUCAUAUUUAUAUUGUUUUUUUUUCCAAACAACAGUGUCAUAAAUGGACUUCUCUAGCACACUCAUCUGUGUCACAAUCACUGAUGACUAUGAUGCUGAUUUUCAACCAGAAUACAAUGGAGUGUUAGAAUAGUCAUAUGUUUUUGCUGUUUUGGCUCUGAACUUGAUUUGAAAUGAAACAGUGACUAUAAAAGUACUUUGAGGGUGUUUACAUCCAUUUUUCCAUUUCAGAAGAACAGUGUAUAAAUCCCCUUUAGCAGAUGCAGGAAAAUGCAGCAGGACAGUAGUUCUAAACCCACACAACAACAACAAAAAGCUUUUCAUCAAAGAAUUUUAUGUUCUUGACUUAUCAUUUGUCCCAAGCAAAACUGAGGAUUUUAUCCCCAAGAAUAUACAGUCCGAAGAUCACAAGAAACUGCUCCAGUAGGUCUUGGGUCAUGGUAGUCUCAGGUCCCACUCACACGGCCUAGAAACGUGUGACUGUGUGACUGGGACCUGGGGCAGUGACCAUCUGGUAACUACUGGGACUUGAGUUGAUAGUGUGGCUUCUUUUCGGGUAAAUUUUAGGAUAAAACCUAUCAAGCCGCUAUGUCUAAUGGAUUAAAAGCCUGACAAAAAGGGUGACACAGAUUAAAAAUUAUACAUUCAAACAUACGAUCCCACAACUCCUUAGCACAACCUUGCCAUUCUCAAACCAUCCCCUAUUUAAAUUUGGCUGAGUUUAUAGAUCAUCGUUUUGGCAGCACUGCGGAACUUGUUAAAACUCAAUGCCGUCUAACCCCAGUGGACAAAGUACAAAACCCAAUCAAUGUUAAAAAAUGGUGAGCAUAGUUCUGAGCAUGUCAGGGCUCUGUGUGCGGGCAGGCAGAGAGGAGGAUCCAAAUGCAGGACUCGGAAAACGGAAUGCAACUCAA
Molecule: messenger RNA, 6023 nt
Organism: Maylandia zebra (zebra mbuna)
Lineage: Eukaryota; Metazoa; Chordata; Actinopteri; Cichliformes; Cichlidae
Gene: kctd16b
Product: potassium channel tetramerization domain containing 16b
Biological process (GO): regulation of G protein-coupled receptor signaling pathway; protein homooligomerization
Cellular component (GO): presynaptic membrane; postsynaptic membrane; signaling receptor complex
Molecular function (GO): protein binding
Source: RefSeq, a predicted model, not a curated record